Molecule: messenger RNA, 6388 nt
Organism: Biomphalaria glabrata
Lineage: Eukaryota; Metazoa; Mollusca; Gastropoda; Planorbidae
Product: atrial natriuretic peptide-converting enzyme-like
Exons: 21
Coding region: 709-3648 (979 amino acids)
Biological process (GO): proteolysis; acrosome reaction
Cellular component (GO): membrane
Molecular function (GO): protein binding; serine-type endopeptidase activity
Source: RefSeq, a predicted model, not a curated record
UGUUCCGCUAAAUACUCAGAAUGGGCGAAGUGUGCCUUUAAGAAAAAGUUUGGGAAACAUUGCUCUUUGUAUUUCACGUGUUUUGAUGAUGUGUAGAAAUUAGGACAAACUCUAAGACGCUCGUGAUGAUUUAACUUUUUGAUUGCAACAUCAGCCGAAAGCUCUGUUUGAUAUCUAUUCAAGAAAAUCAAACAUUUGAUACACAUGGAGCACCGUAGUCUACAUCUAGAGAGACAACUUUGACAGAAAUCCAUUCAAUAGAAAAAAAAGAUCGUAGACACAGAGAAUAGUUGUGUCUCACUGGGGACUGUCAUUUUGUGUGUCUCUCUCGAGACAUUUGGUGUUGUGUCUCUUUCAGUGCUGUCAUUUGAUGUGUCUUUUUGGAGAGUGUCAUUUGGUGUUUGUCUCGGGACUGACAUUUAGUGUGUCUCUUAUAGUGAAGGUUUUUAUUCUUGGAGAGUGACCAUUCAAUUAGUCAGUGAAAAUUUAUUUGUCUUAGUUGUUCAUCGAUUGUUUAUUUCUUAAGAAACAAACAGUUCGUAAUAAUCCAAAGCAAAAUUUGGCACAUUCUAUGGCGUGUGUGACAUGCACUUACCUAUACCAACCUUCUGUCUUCAGAGGUUCUCACGUCUAGAUGCACUUUAGUUGACAAUGACUCACAAUACUGACUUGAGUUUUUAACUGCUACUUUCACUUUGAUUAUAAGAUAUGAAUUCUAGAGUCUUGCGGGAAAUCCCGCUCAGAAUUUUACACGGUAAAGUUGGCGACGAGCGUGUUAAUCUUCUGCAGGCCUGCUACGACAACCCAAUCUUCGACCAAGAGGACUCUAGAGCCUAUGCAACCCAGAAUGGACCCAGCCGAACAGGAAAACCUGGAGACUACGGAGCCGACGCCUUCGAAGACGGGAUGGAAGGUCGAGGCUACGCCACCAACUGCCGUGUGGAUUCGUGUCACGUGGCCAACGAUUAUAUGCACUCUCUCCCUGUGUCGCCGCCUCUGCGCAAUGACAUUGUGUUCCGAUCACACCGGAAGCGGUCACGGAUCAUCCUGUUCCUUCUUGUGUUCCUGGUUGUCAUGGCAGCCAUCACAGUUGGUUUAUUGUUUCACUUCGUAGGUACUUCUACUCAGACUUCAUCUUCUAUAAGCACAUCACAAGUAUUAACGUUCACUACUGUACAGGGAAGCCUUAGAAUCAUCGCUGGGCCUUUUUCUGUGUAUACCCCGAGUCUGGCGGAUUCCUCGUCUCCGACUUUCAUUUAUUUUCGUAAUGCUUUUGUUUUUAAGAUGGACACACUGUUCAUGUCAUCAAGUCUUGCUAAUAUGUAUAACAAAACCCAGAUGUUGAAUGUUAGUGGCAAUAAAAGUCACGUGUUGAUCAAUUUUGUCAUGCUGCCCCAGUCACGAUUCACUGCCUCCUCCAUGUCAGCAUUAACUGACAGCAUCCGCUCUGUAAUUGUGAGCGGAAUGAGAACUAGUAUCUUUGUCAUUGACACUGGUUCCUUAGAGCUCAAAGCUAUGAAACCACUCACAGGGUACACUGUCACUCCAGGUGAAUGCCAGCCUAUUGUCGUGUCUGAAUGUGUGAAUCAGACUUCGUACAACCUUACCUCCGUCCCAAACCUACUAGGUCACAGAUCCCAGGCAGAGACUGAACAGUACCUCAAGAAAAAUCACAACAUGUUAUUUGUGAAUCCGUGUCACUUGUACGUAACAGAAUUCUUCUGUUCGGUAUUCGUUCCCGAGUGUGGACCUCAAGGGAAACAAAUCCCACCAUGUCGUAAAUUUUGCAAUGAUGUCUUGAGACAGUGUCAUUCUGAAGUGCUGACCAAAGUCAACAGAGAUGGCAGUCAGACAAUCUUUACAUGUGAUGACCUACCAGAUAGUUCUGACCCUCAAGUCUGCAGACAGCAUCCAUUCGAGAAUUUACCUCCUGGUACCUGUAUUCCCAGUACUCAAUUUUGUCACGACAAGGGCUACAACCAAACAUCGUAUCCCAACCUUAUUGGAGGAGUGCAGGUUGAGUCAAAUCAUCAUAACUUUGCUAUCAUUGAAACUAUUCAGGUGACCACAAGAUGUUUUCAGCACAGCAUGUUGUUCGCCUGCUACUUCUUCUCCCCUCCAUGUACUGGCCGCCCAGUCCCACACAACACCCUCCCAGUCUGCUCAAGUCUCUGUCAAGAGUUUCGUGACAAAUGUGAGAUAUUUCUAGACAUCUUUGACAUCUCGUUCCCCAAGCAUAUCAACUGCUCAGACCUGCCAGACUCUCCAGACCCAAAUGUUUGCGUUGGCUACCAGGAAGCAAGAGAGUUGGAUGAUGACCAUUUAACUUGUCCUCCAGGAGAGAUUCGCUGUAAGGAGUCCAAAUGUAUCAAGAAGUCCUGGCUGUGUGAUGGUUACCAAGACUGUGAUGACAACUCAGACGAGGCAAACUGUGCUAUAUGUCCGAAGGGCCAAGUGUCCUGCUCCCCAGCCAACGGUCAGUGUAUCCAUAAAAAUCAAAGCUGUGAUGGUAUGGAUGACUGCUAUAUGUCAGCCGAUGAACACUUCUGUGUUCAGAUAGAGACUAACACAGCUAAAGAUUUACUGAUCGCCUAUAACUCUCUGACCACUCAAUGGGAGGAAGUCUGCCAAGACAACUGGACACAGGCUAUGUCUUCAUUGGCCUGCAGCCAACUGGGAUAUCAAAAAGUCCUGACCACAUAUUACACUCCAGCCAACAAUUCGUUGAGGAAAUCUUUGCUCUCUGAGCGCAGGAACGGAAGUGACCCGAGCAGACUUCAGAGCUAUCUUGCUAAAGGCCUCCAAUCAUGUCCAAGUGGCUUUGUGGUCAGAUUGGUUUGUAUGGAUCCUGAAUGUGGUACACGUCCCGCCUACUAUAGGUCACCGCUGAGAAUUAUGGGUGGAGAUGACGUCAAACCAGGGACAUAUCCUUGGAUGGUUUCACUCCAUGGCGGGAGGAAUCAAGUUUUCUUCUGUGGAGCCACAAUUAUUCACGAACAGUGGGUUAUGACAGCUGGUCACUGUGUCGGGGAAGGAGACACCACCAACUUAACCUACUGGACAAUCAAGACAGGAAACACCAGACGUAUUGCCUACUCCAAACACUUACAGGUCAGAAAACCCUUGGCCAUCAUCAAGCAUCCUGCAUUCAGUAUUAAAACUGUUGAGAACGACGUGGCCCUGAUCAAACUGGACAAACCACUGGCCAUGAAUGACUUUGUCAGACCGAUUUGUUUACCUGAGAUGCAACCAGAAACCGGAACACGUUGUUACGCCGUUGGCUGGGGAAAGAACAGUGAAAAAGCUUUAUUUUAUGAGUCCAACUUAAAACAAGUUCCAGUGGAUGUAACUAACUGGGAUUACUGUAAACAUGCUACCAGUAAUAAUGAACAUUUUUCAGGCGUUCCUUUCAAUUUAACUCAGACAAUGUUCUGUGCUGGCGGAUCAAGUCUACAUGAUGCUUGUCAGGGUGACAGUGGCGGCCCUUUGUUAUGUCGCAAGGAGAACACUACAGACGAGUGGUAUCAGGGAGGAAUCGUGUCUUGGGGAGUUGUCUGUGGCACCCCGAACACCCCUGGUGUAUACACCAGACUUAUCCUGUACACCAACUGGAUACAUGAGACUAUAGCCAACAACACUGGACCAUAAGACUGACCAGCCAGACUCGACCAUAAGACUGUAACCAGUCAGACUGGACCAUAAGACUGUAAUCAGCCAGACUGGACCAUAAGACUUUAACCAGCCAGACUUGACCUAAGACUAUAACCAGCCAGACAUGACCUAAGACUCUAUCCAGCCAGACUGGACCAUAAGACUGUAAUCAGCCAGACUGGACCAUAAAAUUGUAACCAGCUAGACUCGACCAUAAAAAAAAAGACUGUGACCAGCCAUACUCGACCAUAAGACUGUGACCAGCCAGACUGGACCAUAAGACUCUUACCAUCCAGACUGGACCAUAAGACUCUUACCAGCCAGACCGGACCAUAAGACUGUAAUCAGCUAGACUGGACCAUAAAACUGUAACCAGCUAGACUCGACCAUAAGACUUUGAUCGGCCAGACUCGGCCAUAAGACUGACCAGCCAGAUUCGACCAUAGGACUGUAAGCAGCCAGACAGGCCCACAAGACUGUAACUAGCCAGAAUGGCUCAUGUUACUAAUACCAGCCAGACUGGACCUUUGUACUGUAACCAGCAAGACUGGACCAUUGUACUGUAACCAGCAAGACUGGACCAUUGUACUGUAACCAGCAAGACUGGACCAUUGUACUGUAACCAGCAAGACUGGACCAUAAGAUUAACCAGCGGUUAUCAGCCAGACUAGGCUACUUCAGCCAACGAGACAGAAAUGAACUAUGAAACUAUGUCACUAGGACACCGUCGUUGAACCAUGAGACGGUACUACAAAACUAAGGAAUAUAGCCAACAUCAAUGGACCACCAAGAGCCAUGAAAGAUUGCAUUGCUCUUAAGCUGGUGUUCAAUGUAUAGACCUAGACUUUGUGUUGUCUGCCAUCGUGUCUAUGAUGUCCUAUAUCUAUUAUGAAUUACUGAUACGGUAUCUACUAAAUGUACGAGUGAUAGCUGGUUUAAUAUGUUGAAAGAAAGAGGGUGAUAUUCGAUGUCAUUUACUUUGAUCGUGAUUUUAAAUACUAUAAAUUGUAUUGAGAGUAUGUUGCAGGUGACGCGAAUUAUUUUAAAGGCUCCUGUCGGCCAUUUAAAAUAUACUAUAGGGCUAUAAUAGAACAUACAUGCUAUGGCUGUCUAUACAUUACAUUCAUUUGUUGUAAGUCUUUCUGGUGUUAUUGGAGAGAAUAUAUAUAUAUAUAUAUAUAUAUAUAUAUAUAUAUAUAUAUAUAUAUGUUUUAUCACUGUUCAUUUUCUAGACUAUCAGUGUGAGUCUGAGCGCUGGGACUGGUAAUUAGGAGACUUUCUGUUAGUGUGGUUUUGAGACAAUCAAACCUAUGAGCUACACUUCUGCUCGAGUUUGUUCUCUACUGCAAUGCUGUGUUGUUGUUGCUUUUGUUUUUACUUUUGACAUGAUCACACUUUAGUCUAUGUUUAAAAAACACACACGCAUCAAGUCGUAUAUUUCUUUUGUUAUUUUAGUUGUCAACAGAUUGAAAGUUGUGUGCAAAGACCAACUCACUGAACCGCUCAGUUGAUGUAGAUCUAUCAUGUGACUUGCGUGGGUUAUGGUUGCUGUGUUCCACAAAAUGGCGGGAAAAGCAAAACAACCUUUUGACAUCGUGUGCUAUAACAUUUUUCAUAUAUAUAUGUGUGUGUGUGUGUGUGUGUCAUGUUGAAAUCAAGGUUUAGAAAAAAAAAUACGAAAAAAAAAAUCUCAUCCUAAUGUUUUGUAUAGACCUACAAUGAUGAUCGCUUUGUCCAUAAAUAUCAUAACACUGUACUUUAUGAUAUAACCAAUUAUUCAUUCGCUAAUUCUAUUAUUUGUUCUGGUAUGUGAAAUCCUCAUAUUAAACCUUUAGAAUUCCACAUCUUAGACGUUGGGUUAAUUGCCAACUUUACUAAUGAAGACUGCAACACUCACACACCAAAUGGCAAUAAAUAGCCUCACCCCCUUUUUUUUCAAACGUGAUUAUUGAAUGUGACAAAUACUUAAUAUGAUUUAUAUUUCCUCCCUCUUGGCAUAUAUAUGUAUCCAAAACAUAGAAUCUUGAACCUAAUAUCUCCUCAUUCUUUAUAGAGGAAGUGGAUCACUCAUUCCUUGAUUUUCUUCUGUUUAUUGAUGAUUUUUUUUCCUCUCCACUUUUGAUGUUUCGACUACUAGCUUUGCUAAUUAGUGGAGACGGUUUUAGAUUAAGUGAAUAGCUUAUUUAAAUCAAAACAAUAACCGUGACUUGUAUAUAUGUGAUUAUUGUUAAUGGUUAUUGUAUUUUGGGCAAUAUCAUCCAAUCAAUGUCAUUGUUUCUCUGAGCAUUACACUUCCCAAAAAGACGUUUAUUUUGUUGUUGUUUUGAACCCAGCUGUAUUGGACAGAAAUGAGAUGGACACAUGUGUACAGACUAUGUCAAUGUGUACAGACUAUGUCAACAUUCAGAAAGUUGUCUUUACUCUUAAUAGUUUCCUAUUUAUUAGUAUUAUUUAGUGAUCCGGAAUUCCAGAACUAUUCUAAUACUCUUUCAAAUCUGCUGUAAAUAAUAGAUAAUUGGGCACGCUGCCUGCACUAACUGUUUUGGCUUGUGAUUCCAAGCAGAUCUAAGACUUGCUAAGAAACUAGGAAAACAUUGUUUCGUAAUGUAAUCCAUGAACCAAACCAUUUUACUUGUCUACGUGUUACUGUGUCUUGUGUCACUCAGGCCAUCAAGAGUAGACUUAUUUCCAGGGUAAGGUAGGCUGACCAAGAAAUAAAAAAAGAAAAGCAAAUGAA